Molecule: messenger RNA, 2054 nt
Organism: Leucoraja erinaceus (little skate)
Lineage: Eukaryota; Metazoa; Chordata; Chondrichthyes; Rajiformes; Rajidae
Gene: alg3
Product: ALG3 alpha-1,3- mannosyltransferase
Exons: 9
Coding region: 97-1440 (447 amino acids)
Cellular component (GO): endoplasmic reticulum
Molecular function (GO): dol-P-Man:Man(5)GlcNAc(2)-PP-Dol alpha-1,3-mannosyltransferase activity
Source: RefSeq, a predicted model, not a curated record
UUGUGCCGGUCCGGUCCCUGCCUCCGCCAGUCCCUGCUCUGUGUGUGUGUGUGUGCGCUUCCGCCCCCCGGGCCCCGUUGAUGAGGAGGAGAGACGAUGAAGGCGGCGAGCUGGAAGUCGAGGCCGCAGCCGGCGGCCGUGUCGGUGUGGGGCCGAGGCCGGCUCCGGCUCCGACAGCGGCUGGGCGGCCUGUGGCAGGACAAGCGCUGGAUCCUCUUCAAACCCCGCUUCACCGUCCCCGUGGCCGCCUGCCUCUGGGUGGCUGAGAUCUGCGUCAACCUCUUGGUCAUCCACAGGGUGCCGUACACGGAGAUUGACUGGAGAGCCUACAUGGAUGAAGUGGAAGGUGUGAUUAAUGGAACAUAUGAUUACACUCAGUUAAAAGGAGACACAGGACCGCUAGUCUAUCCCGCAGGGUUUGUUUAUGUCUUCAUGGUGCUGUAUUACGUCACAGAUCAUGGAGUCAACAUUCGUCUCGCACAGUACAUGUUUGCCAUUUUCUACCUCGUAACACUGCUGCUGGCCUUUAGGAUUUAUAAUCAUACAAAAAAGGUUCCGCCAUUUGUGUUUUUCUUCAUGUGCUGUGCCUCUUAUCGGAUCCAUUCCAUCUUUAUCCUUCGACUCUUUAAUGACCCUAUUGCCAUGAUGGUCCUUUUUUUGGCUGUGAACCUCUUUCUGAACAAUCGGUGGUCGCUAGGCUGUUGCUUCUUUAGUUUAGCUAUUUCCAUAAAGAUGAACAUUUUGCUCUUCGCUCCAGGAUUGUUGUUCCUUCUCCUCUCUGAGUUUGGAUUGGUACGGACCAUCCCAAAGCUGGGCAUCUGUGCUGCAAUACAGGUGGCGCUGGGUUUGCCCUUCCUGAUGGAAAAUCCAAGUGGGUAUGUGGCAAGAGCGUUUGACCUUGGCCGCCAGUUUCUCUUCAAGUGGACAGUGAACUGGCGUUUUCUGCCUGAGAGCAUCUUCCUGAAUCGUUACUUCCAUCUGUCACUGCUGGUGGCACAUCUGACUGUCUUGAUUCUCUUUGCCCUCUGCAAAUGGAACAAAUCUGAGGAGGGAAUACUCUCACUGCUGAAGGCCCCAGAAGAGAGAAAAAUACAGCACCAAACUUUAACAGCAAAUCAAAUUGUGUUUGUUCUCUUCACCUCGAAUUUCAUUGGUAUUUGUUUCAGUCGAUCAUUACACUACCAAUUCUAUGUCUGGUACUUUCAUACUCUGCCCUACCUUUUAUGGAGCACACGGGUGAAAAAACUUGCUCAUCUCCUCAAAGUUCUCAUUUUAGGAUUAAUUGAGAUGUCUUGGAAUACAUACCCGUCAACUGUGUACAGCUCGAUCUCGCUCCAUGUGUGUCAUAUCAUCAUUCUGCUUUCUCUCUGGUAUGGCCACGAUGACCCUGAGGAGGAUACACCAACCGAAGACAAGGAUCUAUUGAAAAAGAAGAAAUGAUUUAUUGGACUUAAAGAUUGUGCUUCGGCGCAGCAAUGAUAAUUUCAUUACGUAAUAUAGCUAAGAAAGAAAAUUAAGGGGAAAAAAUGGUUGCCAGUGACUACCACUCGGAAGUAUUUUAAAGAUUUAUGGACCCAGGGCCACUAAAGACACCAAACCAUUUCACAUGAAUUACAUGCCUAACUUCGAUAUCUGAAUGUCGCUUUGCACCUGCCUGGAGCCCAGUGAGGUUUUUCUUUCUCACUGUCGUUUAAAGUGUGGAGUUCACAGUGCAUUAACUCUGAGAAUGAAUAUGGUGCAACCUGGACGAAUCUGCGGAAUAGUGCAGGUUAAUAGCUUUGGGUCAAUCUUUCUUCACUGUAUGACUUUUCAGUUUCAGAUUAUUUUAUUUUCACUUCCUAGUACCAAAAAAAUAACCCUUCAGAAGAUUUGGGAAUAAAAUCAAUGCCAGUUUCAAGAAUUCACUUUUUAGGUCAUAUUUAAUGACAGAUUAGCUUCAUUUUCGUUGAGAUGCUUAAACAAUGUUUUGGUCUGCUUUGAAAUGAUUGCAUUUGAAUUUUUCUAAUCAAAUGAUGUAUUUUAUUACAGUUUAAUAAAAGUCCAAUUGCACGCGA